Molecule: messenger RNA, 1538 nt
Organism: Gastrolobium bilobum
Lineage: Eukaryota; Viridiplantae; Streptophyta; Magnoliopsida; Fabales; Fabaceae
Exons: 12
Coding region: 130-1287 (385 amino acids)
Molecular function (GO): tRNA binding
Source: RefSeq, a predicted model, not a curated record
UCAGACAGGAACAUAAACCUAAACCCUGCAAAGUGUAACAUAGGAAGAUUGUAGUGCGUAAAGAGAGAGAGUUUGAAGUUGAAAGGAUAAUAGUAGCAGCACCAAAUCAUCAUUUAUCACUAAUCAGAAAUGGCUGCCAAUGAUAGCAGAAAGAAAUUGGUGGUUUUGGCUCUCUGCAAGCACCUUUCUUUGGAUCCUAGUGUUAUUCCUGCUGAUAGUUUAGAGAGCGAUGUUAAGAGUCUUUACUUAAACAUCACAGCGGCAUCUGGACAUGAGGUUAAUCACUGUGAUGAGGUGUUGAAGUGGGUAGCAUUUGCAGAAGCUUUCCCUGUAGCGGCCCUUGAAGCAUGCUUUGAGGAUCUCAAGAAAUUAAAUGAUGAACUGUCUGGAAAGUCUGUGCUCCUGGGCAAUGGAUUGAAACCCUCUGAAGCUGAUGUUAUAGUGUUUUCAGUGACUCAUUCUUCCCUGAUCAACCUUUCAGAUACAGACAAGGAAAAACUGCCACAUGUAUUGAGAUGGAUCGAUUACAUCCAGCACAAGCAUGAAUUUGAAGGUUUAUUUGAGAAAAUAUUGUUGGAGAAGUCUGAAUUUGAUCCUCCGGUAACAAAACCUAUUGGAGUUGUGGAAGCUGAUUCAAAAUCAAACAAGACUGAGCAAAGCAUAAAGAAUGUAAACAAGUCAGAAGCGGACAUAAGCAAGGAUAAAAACAAAACUGAGGGAAAGUCAGCAGUAGACAAAGAACCUACUAAAGCCAAGACACCUGCUAACAAAGAAGUGGCUGGGCAAGACAAUGAAGUUAGUGUCAGUUUGCUUAAUAUUCAAGUUGGAGUAAUUCGCAAAGCAUGGAAGCAUCCAUCUGCAGAUAGUUUGCUAGUUGAGGAGAUAGAUAUUGGGGAGGCCAAAUUGAGGCAGGUUGUCAGUGGUUUGGCAAAGUACUGCAGUCCUGAUGAGUUGACGAACCGUCGUGUGGUACUUAUAACAAAUGUCAAACCUGGAAAACUACGAGAUGUGAUGUCUGAAGGACUGGUCUUAUGUGCUUCAAAUGAAGGUCCUACCAUUGUGGAGCCCUUGCUCCCUCCGGAAGGUGCUAAAAUUGGGGAACGUGUUUCUUUUUCCGGGAUUGAUGGAAAGCCAGAAGAUGUACUUAACCCAAAAAAGAAGCAGCUGGAGAAGAUUACACCGAAUCUUUUCACUGAUGACAAGGGUGUGGCCACAUUCAAGGGAAUACCAUUUAUGACGUCUGGUGGACCAUGUACAUCAUCCAUUCCCAGAGCAACUAUUAAAUAAUGAAGAUACGGCCCAUUUCUUUGUUGUUGACCCACUCACAUAUUGUUGGUACCCCACAAUUUUUGAAGUUUUGAACUGCGUGGAUGAGACGUAAACUAUGGUUUGCAAGUUUAUGUUGCAGUUACGGUUACAUGGUCUUAAAUGCUACAAAUAUAAUCUUGAAUCCAAUGACUCUUGAGGAGUUAAUGCUGUAAUAACUUCGUACGUUGUAAAAAGAAUGAAAGACUGUUUAAAAUUACACAACCAAUCAA